Messenger RNA from Paramormyrops kingsleyae, 4873 nucleotides. RefSeq names its product high density lipoprotein binding protein a (gene hdlbpa). NCBI's taxonomy places the organism in Eukaryota, Metazoa, Chordata, Actinopteri, Osteoglossiformes, Mormyridae. Gene Ontology annotation, molecular function: mRNA binding. The record is from RefSeq and is a predicted model, not a curated record.
UUGGAGGCCCAGGGUCAGUAUAAAUAGAGCAAGACCGUGGGCAGCGCUUUCACUCCUGAGUUACAUUAUCUGCUUCUGCACCAUAUCGGGCAGACGGGAACACCAACAGAAGCAAAAGCUGGCAGGCUGACGUGACAAACAGCUUAACAGGACGGAUUAUCUGGUAACUGACCAUUUAGCUGUGACACACUCGGACUCCGUGUAAAAGUGGGAUUUCGACCAUGAGCUCCGUCGCCGUACUUACGCAGGAAAGCUUCAACGAGCACCGCAAUGGUCUCCUGCCCGAGCAGGUUGGCGUUGCCGGUGCGGGGCCUAGUGAGACCGGGGAUGAUGACGUUUGGCCAACCUACAAAGAUGCCUUUCCCCCUCUGCCUGAGAAGGCCACUUCACCUGAGGGAGUUCAGGAGCCAGGCAGUGCUUGGACAAAGAUUCGUCCUCUGAAAUCCUCUGUCAUCACCCAGGUUUUCCAUGUGCCCCUGGAAGAGCGCAAGUACAAGGACAUCAACCAGUUUGGCGAAGGCGACCAGGCCAAGAUCUGUGUGGACAUCAUGCACAAGACUGGCGCCCACCUGGAGCUCUCCAUGGCCAAGGACCAGGGCCUCUCCAUCAUGGUGUCUGGGAAGCUGGAUGCAGUCAUGAAGGCGCGGAAGGAGAUCGUAUCUCGACUGCAGACUCAGGCCACUGCCACCGUGGCAAUCCCGAAAGAACACCACCGCUUCGUCAUCGGCAAGAACGGGGAGAAGCUGCAAGAACUGGAGCUGAAGACCGCCACCAAGAUCCAGAUUCCUCGGCCAGAAGACCCCAGCAACCACAUCAAGAUUUCUGGUACCAAAGAGGGCCUGGAGAAGGCCAAGCACGAGAUCCUGCUCAUCUCUGCUGAACAGGACAAGCGUGCUGUGGAACGCAUAAACAUCGACAAGGUGUAUCACCCCUUCAUAACUGGUGCCUUCAACAAGGUCGUGAAUGAGAUGAUGCAAGAAACGGGCACUCGUAUCAACGUUCCUCCACCCAGCGUGAACAAGACGGAGAUCGUGAUAACUGGGGAGAAGGAGCAGGUGGCCCAGGCCGUGGCUAUGAUCAAGAAGAUCUUUGAAGAAAAGAAGAAGAAUGCUACCACCAUUGCAGUAGAAGUUAAGAAAUCUCAGCACAAGUAUGUCAUCGGCCCGAAGGGAAACACUUUGCAGGAAAUCUUGGAGAAGACUGGCGUUUCUGUCGAGAUCCCACCUUCCGAUAGCAGCUCUGAAACAGUCAUCCUCCGUGGAGAGCCGGACCGGCUGGGCCAGGCCCUCACUGAGGUUUAUGCUAAGGCCAACAGCUACACUGUGUCCUUAGUCUCGGCUCCUUCCUGGCUUCAUCGGUUCAUCAUUGGCAAAAAGGGGCAGAAUUUGGCCAAAGUUACUCAGGCAAUGCCAAAGGUGCAUAUUGAGUUUACCGAAGGGGAGGAUAAGAUCACUCUGGAGGGACCCACAAAGGACGUACAGCAGAUGCACUGCCAGAUUGAAGCCAUCGUUCUAGAUCUGGUGAGCCGCAUGGAUUAUGCGGAGAUCAGCGUGGAUCCCAAGUUCCACAGACAUCUGAUUGGGAAAGGUGGUGCUAACAUUAAUCGAAUCAAGGAGCAGCACAAGGUGUCUGUCCGCAUCCCCCCUGAUAAUGAAAAGAGUAACCUGAUCCGCAUCGAGGGAGACCCAAAAGGAGUACAGGAGGCCAAGAAGGAGCUUCUAGAGCUAGCAUCGCGCAUGGAGAACGAGCGUACAAAGGACUUGAUUAUCGAACAGCGUUUUCAUAGAGCCAUUAUUGGACAGAAAGGAGAGAAGAUUAAAGAAGUCCGGGACAAGUUCCCAGAGGUCAUCAUUAACUUCCCUGACCCUGCUCAGAAGAGUGACAUCGUUCAGCUACGAGGUCCUCGGAAUGAGGUUGAAAAAUGUUCCAAAUUUAUGCAGAAGAUGGUGGCUGAAAUGGUGGAGAACAGCUUUUCCGUUUCCGUCCCGAUCUUCAAACAGUUCCAUAAGAACAUUAUUGGCAAAGGAGGAGCAAAUAUUAAGAAGAUUCGUGAAGAGACCGGCACGAAGAUCGACUUGCCCGCAGAAAACAACAAUUCUGAAAUGAUCAUCAUCACCGGGAAGAAGGCAAACUGUGAGGCCGCGAGGAACCGCAUCCUCGCUAUCCAGAAGGAGCUGGCCAAUAUCACAGAGCUGGAGGUUUCAAUCCCCUCAAAACUGCACAACUCCCUCAUUGGAUCAAAGGGUCGCUUUGUGCGUUCCAUCAUGGAAGAGUGUGGAGGCGUGCACAUUCACUUCCCAACAGAGGGCUCUGGCAUCGACACCGUCACCAUUCGUGGGCCGGUGGAGGAUGUGGAGAAAGCAAAGCGGCAGCUGCUGUCUCUCGCCGAGGAGAAGCAAACAAAAAGCCACACAGUGGAACUACGUGCCAAGCCCGAAUACCACAAGUUCCUCAUUGGUAAGGGUGGCGGUAACAUCCGGAAGGUACGGGACAAUACCGGCGCUCGUAUAAUUUUUCCAACGCUGGAUGACAAGGACCAGGAGCUGAUCACUGUAGUGGGGACAGAAGAGGCUGUGCGAGAGGCAGAGAAGGAGCUUCAGAGCCUUAUUAAGAGCUUGGAUAAUGUGGUAGAGGACUUCAUGACUGUGGAUCCAAAGCACCAUCGCUACUUUGUGGCACGUCGUGGCCAGGUCCUGAGGGACAUCGCAGAUGAGUAUGGAGGCGUGAUGGUGAGCUUCCCUCGUACUGCAUCCCAAAGCGACAAGGUGACCCUUAAAGGAGCCAAGGACUGCGUCGCAGCUGCCAUGAAGCGCAUGCAGGAGAUUAUUGAGGACCUGGAUGCUCAGGUGACCAUGGAGUGUGUGAUCCCUCAGAAGUUCCACCGCUCUAUAAUGGGUCCCAAGGGAUCCCGCAUCCAGCAGAUCACCAGGGAUCACAUUGUGCAGAUAAAGUUCCCUGAGAGGGAGGAUCUCCAGGCUCCUGCUGCUGAGCCUCACAUCCAGGAAAAUGGGGAAGCCAGGGAUAAGGGCGUUACUGACCCUGCCACUCCUAAGAAGUGUGACGUCAUCGUGCUCUCUGGCCGUAAGGAACGCUGUGAGGCAGCUGUGGAGGCUCUUAAGGCUUUAGUUCCUGUGACAAUUGAGGUAGAAGUUCCAUAUGAACUUCAUCGCUACAUCAUCGGCCAGAAAGGCAGUGGAAUUCGCAAGAUGAUGGAUGAAUAUGAGGUAAACAUUCAAGUGCCUGCGCCUGAUCUGCAGUCUGACAUCAUCGCCAUCACUGGCCUGGCAAAUCAUCUAGACCGCGCCAAAGAAGGUCUCCUGGAACGCGUGAAGGAGCUGCAAGCAGAGCAGGAGGAGCGGGCUCUCCGGAGUUUUAGGCUAACCAUAAGCGUGGAUCCAAAGUAUCACCCCAAGAUCAUCGGCCGCAAGGGCGCUAUCAUCACUCAGAUCCGCAACGAACACGAUGUUAAUAUCCAGUUCCCUGAAAAGAAUGACGAGAAUCAGGACCAGAUCACCAUCACAGGGUACGAGAAGAAUACAAUCUCCGCACGUGAUGCUAUUCAGGCCAUUGUGGACGAGCUGGAAGAAAUGAUUUCAGAGUGCAUCACCCUAGACAGCAGAGUACAUGCCCGCAUCAUUGGUGCUCGUGGAAAGGGAAUUCGCAAGAUCAUGGAUGAGUUUAAGGUGGACUUAAAGUUCCCUCAGAGUGGUGCUGCAGAUCCCAAUGCUGUCAUCGUCACUGGGCACCCAGAGAAUGUCGAUGAGGCCAUUGAUCACCUCCUGAACCUGGAGGAGGAAUAUAUGGCAGAUGUGGCUGAAAAUGAAUCCAAGCAGGCCUACAUGAAGACGCGUGCUAGUGCAGCUGCUGCUACUAUGGGGGAUGAACCCAGGGGCCCAUCGAAAGGGUUUGUGGUGAGGGAGGCGCCGUGGGCCUCCAAUGAGGCACCGGAUAUGAGCAGCUCUGAGGAAUUUCCAAGCUUUGGGGCUCCAGUGACCCCGAAGUCUUCUCCAUGGGGCCCAAAGCGUUUCUGAGAAGGAAGAAUUGAAGGACGUGUUCCACCAAUCCUGCCCCCCCCCCCCCAACACGCACACAAGCUGGACUAACUGCAGACACUGACCCUCAUGCAUAUGUACACCCCCAUCUGAAACAUCGCAAAUAUCACCUGGCCACAGCUACCAGAAGGUCUUCUCCAUGCAAAUCAAAGGUUGUAGUCCUUAUUGUUGUCUAAUUAUUUCAUACUUUGGUCUUAACUCCAUUUCAUUUAGUACCUUUUUUUUUUCAAUUUUAAUUUCAAACUAAUUGGAUCACAGUAAAUCUUUUAAGCUUGAGUCCUGCACAACGGGUCACUACUUUUUGUUCUCUACCUGACUAUAAUUGCUCUUGGGGAACAAGGAUGUUGUCAGUUUCCAAUAGUAUGGAGACCUAACAGUUCAAUGUCCUAUAUCAUUGUGGUUGUGCGGUCUAUGACUGUUGCCAAGGCGAUGGGAGAAAGCUGUCAGGGUUGACUAGACUGCCCCUAUCUGAGUUGCCUUGGAAACAAAUUGUUACCUCUGAGAUGUGAAACCUUCCUUCGAUUUGCACUUUUAUGGAAGUGAAACUUACAGCUGGGCACCUGUCAAAGGCGGUGUCUGACCUGGAGCCAUACAGAAUCUGCCUUCAGCUACUGGCAUUGGCUGGGCGGCAGUGCUUUUGGGUUGGGGCGGGUUUGUCUUUAAGCAGGGCUUGAAUGAGAAUACUGGCUCUUGAACUUGUAUGCAGCUUUAAAGGUAUUGAAACUUCACUUGUCAUACACUACAGGAAUGUGCUUAACUUGAGCUGUACCUUAAGUUCCAGAACGGCCAGAUUGUCUCAAGUACACUAACUGCACGUGUUG